UUUCAAUAUUGACGUAAACGUAUAACAAUUCUGCCAACGGAGCGAGUAGGUACUCUGUGAGUCUUGCGCGCUCGAGGUCUGAGGCUCAGUGUGCGCCGCGACUCGGUGGUGAACGCACGUCGCGCCGCCUCGAGUGACGAGUGAUCGCAACCCUGUGAAGUGUCCGUGUCAGUGUUGUGAACGUGCUACUAACAGAUCUUAAUAAAACUGCGUGUGUGACCCUGUUAGUUACUAUAGUGCACUAAAUUAGUUAUAUGCCGUUAUGAGCAUGAACGAACGUGUUUAAAAACGCAGGUAGUGAUGCGCCGGGGCAGACCUAGGCCGUGACGUCACGCCGCCAUGCCGCCGCUCGCGCUGCUGCUGCUGCUACUCCUAGUGCACGGGGACACCAAGACCGUGCAGCAGGACAAGCUUGCGGGCGUGCGAACGGUGGACGUCCAAGCCGUAGAGGGCAUGGUGGCGCAGUUCCCCUGCGACCUGGGCACCGCGGCCAACGACAAGGUCUACAUGGUGUUCUGGUUCCGGGACGAUGCUGGCAUCCCGCUGUACAGUUUCGACGUGCGAGGCAAGCCGCUCUCCGAAGCGCGUCACUGGUCCGCGCCAGAAGUGUUCGGCCCGCGCGCACACUUCGCUACCUCGCCGCCGCCGGCCGCGCUCCUAGUGCGCGACGUCAAACGGCGAGACGAGGGCGUAUAUCGGUGUCGGGUGGACUUUAGGAACACUCAGACCACGAGCUUUAGAUACAACCUCACUGUUGUUGUGCCUCCAGAGAAACCGGUGGUGGUGGAUCGCUGGGGGCGCGUCAUCAACACCACCACGUUGGGCCCGCACCAGGAAGGAGACGACGUUCUGCUUACCUGCCGAGUACUUGGCGGGCGACCAGAACCAACAGUCCGAUGGCUGGUUAACGGCGUACUAGUAGACGCCGAAUAUGAACAAAACACCGGUGACGUCAUCGAGAACCGCCUCAUGUGGCCGGCGAUACGGCGCGCUGACUACGCCGCUGUGUUCACUUGUCAAGCUGCUAAUUCACAAUUAGUCCCACCACGAGAAGUGUCCCUAGUCCUGGAUAUGUUCUUGAGGCCACUAACAGUAGAAAUACGUAGACCUACAGAAAUAGGCGAAGGAGGCUCUUUGACGGCCGAGCGGCGGUACGAGGUCUCCUGUGAAUCUGCAGGAUCGAGGCCGCCUUCCGUUAUUACGUGGCACAAGGGAAAGCGGCUGCUAAAGCGGAUCACGGAGGAGGUCCGUGAGAACCUAACAGUCAGCGUAAUGAGCUUCGUUCCUACGCUAGAAGACGACGGCAAGGCGAUCACUUGUCGAGCAGAAAACCCUAAUGUGACUGCGUUACAUAUGGAGACUUCGUGGACGAUUAACGUUGUCUAUCCUCCAGUGGUGCGGCUACGGCUAGGCAGUACGUUGGCUGGCGGAGAUAUCAAAGAAGGCGACGACGUGUACUUCGAGUGCCACGUUCGUGCCAAUCCCGUCGCGCGCAAACUCUCGUGGCUACAUGACGACCGGCCUUUAGCCCACAACGCGUCAGCGCGCGUAUUCCACAGCAACCAGAGUCUCGUGCUACAAAAAGUUACAAGGCACUCUUCUGGACGAUAUGCUUGCUCAGCGCUCAACGCGGAGGGCGAGACGGUCUCGAAUGAGCUGCAUUUUCGUGUCAAAUACGCACCAUCAUGUCGCACCGGCGCGGGUUCGCCCUCCGGCGUGUCCGUAGUCGGCGCGGCGCGGGGCGAGGCCGUAGUCAUCGUAUGCGAAGUCGACGCAGACCCACCGGCAGCUGUGUUCAAGUGGAAGUUCAACAACUCGGGCGAGACCAUAGAUGUGGCUGCCGACCGGUAUACGUCCAACGGCAGCGCUAGUAGCCUCAAAUACACGCCGGUGGCGGACUUGGACUAUGGCACAUUAUCCUGCUCGGCGUCCAACGAGGUGGGCUCGCAGCUCGCGCCCUGUGUCUUCCAAAUGGUAGCUGCCGGCAAACCGCAUCCGCCUCGCAACUGCUCCCUAUGGAAUCAGACGGCGGAAUCAGUAGAAGUGGCAUGCCUGGCCGGCUUCGACGGUGGCCUGCCUCAGACUUUUCUGCUGCAGGUCUACUCUGCAGGCGAGAGCAUGCCCAGAGUGAACCUGUCAUCAGACGAGCCCUCAUGGACGGUGCGGGGUCUGGAGUGGGACGUGAGGUUCCGUCUCGAAGCCGUCGCGGUGAACGGCAAGGGCCGCAGCGCACCCGCGCCGCUUGAUGACGUGUUGUUCCGGGAUCCUGAGAAGAGAACAGCGUCAGACACGGGGCUCGGGCUAGGCAGCACAGCAGGCGCCGUCGGCGCGCUCGGGCUCGGCGCCGGCGCCUGUGCGCUCCUCGCCGGCGCGUGCGCGCUAUCACGCCGACGCCAAUCGCGCGCCAAACCGCCGCCGGCGCCCGCGGUGCGCGCUACGAUGGCCCCCGCGCCUGUCGAGGAUAUCAAGAGGCCUGAUCAUGAUGACGCCGAACCGGACCUCAUACCAAAUAAUUACUGCGAAUCAGCGGUGGGCAUCGGACGACUAACAGCAGCAUCACCAGCACGGACUGCUCCCGCGCCACUUUCCACCCCAGCAAGUGCAUGCAAUGGUCCCGGCGCAUCAUGGACGUGGGGCGCGCGGCCUCGUGAGCUCGCGGUCGGCGCACCAGCGCCGCCGCCAACAAUCGGCCGCAGCGCCUCCGCUACGCUACGCGCCGCCGCCGAUCUCAACGUCGACGCUAUCAAAGAAAAACUGCUCGACCACCGGAUCCCCGAGUCUUGCGUCUAGUCUAAUUUAGGUGAAUACGAAGCUCCCCGCCGUUGUCGACAAAAAUGUUAUCACACCACUUCUUCUCUAGUCUAUCAGAGAACAUAUCAAUAUACGAAUAUGAUUGCUUUAUUCUUAUUUAUAGCAAUUUUGUACUUACGAAUAUGUACCAUAUCAGAAAACAUAUCAAGCUUAAGUCCUAAUUCAGCCAUGAUAUUUUAUUGUACAUAAUCUCCUUUAGUUGAAUAGGUACGAAAGCCUCGGAGGCGCUUUGUUGAACAAAGCGCUUGAAUUUCGCGAGCUCUGUCAACACACGCUGCAAUCAAUUUGAGUGGUGAGGUGACAAAAAUUCCGUUUAUGAGAGUAACAAAACAAGAUAUAUAUACUCUUGAAAGCCCGGGCGGAGCGUGCACGUUACAAUUUUAAUUUGUUAGCCA
Cydia strobilella is the source of this 3206-nucleotide messenger RNA. It is a transcript of the gene side-II, whose product is annotated as nephrin. The record is from RefSeq and is a predicted model, not a curated record. The transcript is spliced from 17 exons. Gene Ontology annotation, molecular function: protein binding. The coding region runs from base 340 to 2790 and encodes 816 amino acids. NCBI's taxonomy places the organism in Eukaryota, Metazoa, Arthropoda, Insecta, Lepidoptera, Tortricidae.